Messenger RNA from Linum tenue, 2239 nucleotides. NCBI's taxonomy places the organism in Eukaryota, Viridiplantae, Streptophyta, Magnoliopsida, Malpighiales, Linaceae. The record is from the annotation of a GenBank genome assembly.
AUUGACGAGAUUAACGACUUAACUUGACAAUCUUUCUUCAAGGUCUCCUCUAUUGUAGCCCUCUCCCCAACCUCUUCACCUUCUCUCCUCUCUUUCCUUUCUCUCGCUCUCCCCGUCUCCCACAUACCGGAAGAAGAAAACCAAAUCAGGGAGAAAAAUAAGGGUAACUGGGACUUGAUCAUUGAUUCAACGACGAUAUGGGGAAGAACAAGAAUGCAGAGUACCCCAACGCCGACGACAAUAACGAUGACGGUAAGGGGAGUUACAAUUACAAGAUGUUCAGCGUCUUCAAUCGCAAGUUCAAAAUCACGGAGCCCGAGCCGCCGGCCGACGUCCAGAAUCUAUUCGCCGAGUAUUCGGAGGGCCGUCAGGAGAUGACCGCCAAUCAGUUCCGUAGCUUCCUUACCGAUCACCAGAGCGAGCACGAUUGCACGCUCGAGGAAGCCGAGAGGCUCGUCGCCGAAAUCCUUCAACGGCGGCACCAUUCAACGGCGUACGUCGAUAAUGGCCUCAAACUCGACGACUUCUUCGAGUUCUUGCUCUCCGACGACCUCAAUGGCCCCAUCAACAAACAGGUGCAUCAUGAUAUGUGUGCGCCAUUGUCACAUUAUUUCAUAUACACAGGCCAUAAUUCCUACCUAACUGGGAAUCAGCUCAGCAGUGAUUGCAGCGAGGUCCCCAUUGUAAGAGCAUUACAGAGAGGGGUUCGAGUGAUUGAGCUAGACUUAUGGCCUAAUUCCUCCAAGGACGAGAUCCAUGUUCUUCACGGCAGGACCUUGACCACGCCUGUAUCGCUCUUCAAAUGCUUGAAGUCGAUACGAGACUAUGCUUUCGUCCGUUCUCCUUAUCCGGUCAUAAUCACCUUGGAAGAUCACCUCACAGCAGAGCUUCAAGAGAAAGUUGCAGAGAUGUUGGUUCAAAUAUUUGGGGAGAUGUUGUAUUACCCAGAGUCGGAUAGCUUGAUUCAGUUGCCUUCGCCGGAAGUACUGAAAUAUCGAGUCAUGAUCUCAACCAAACCGCCAAAGGAGUAUCUCGAAUCGAGCGGCAUCAAACAAAAGGGAACGCCACGAGAUAGUGGGACCGAGGAUGACAAUGAAGAUUAUUAUGAAGAUGCAAUUGAAACUUUUGAAACAGAUGACUGGGUGAGUACGAUGUUACUAACUAUCUGUUUCUAUAGCCAGAGCAACAUUAGUGAUGAAGAAGACGAAGAUUGGAGUGACUGCAGAUCAUCAGGGCAACUAAAUCCUCCCGGGUACAAAGGGCUUAUAACCAUUCAUGCCGGAAAGCCUAAGGGAGCACUAAAAGAUGCAUUGCGCCCUGCCGCCGAUAAAAUCAGACGGCUUAGUAUGAGUGAGCAGGAGCUUGAGAAGGCCGCCACUACAAAUGGAACUGAUAUAGUCAGAUUUACGCAAAAUAACAUAUUGAGAGUUUAUCCAAAGGGAACACGAAUCACGUCCUCUAAUUACAAGCCGAUGGUGGGGUGGAUGCAUGGGGCACAAAUGAUUGCAUUCAACAUGCAGGGAUAUGGGAAAUCACUUUGGUUGAUGCAUGGUAUGUUCCAGGCUAAUGGAGGAUGCGGGUACGUGAAGAAGCCUGAUUUUCUGAUGAAGAAAGGCAUCAAUAAUACUGAGGUUUUCGAUCCCAGGAAAAGAUUGUUAGUGCAAAAACGAUUGAAGGUCAAGGUGUAUUUGGGUGAUGGAUGGCGCCUCGACUUUAGCCACACACAUUUUGAUGCUUAUUCACCACCAGACUUCUACAUCAAGAUUUACAUUGUUGGUGCAGCAGUCGAUUCGACGCAAAAGAAAACAAGGAUCAUCGAGGACAAUUGGUCUCCCAUAUGGAACGAAGAGUUUAUGUUCCCAUUGACGCUUCCAGAGCUAGCUCUGCUUCGAAUCGAGGUCCGAGAUCAUGACAAGUCUGAGAAAGAUGAUUUUGGUGGGCAGACAUGUUUGCCCGUCUCAGAGCUCAGACGAGGGAUACGAUCGGUUCAUCUUCACGACAAGAAAGGCGAGAAGCUGAAUAAUGUAAAGCUUUUGAUGGGAUUUGAGCUUUUGUAGAUUUUUAUGUAUGUAUGUAUAUCUUGGAGCAGAAUUAUACUAAUUAGUUAGGCAGCAAAAUUAAAGGAUUCAAAUCAAAAUUUGUGGUCUUAGAGUGUAGGUAUUACUUGUUAGAUUCAACUGCUGCACCAUUGAAAAUUUGAAAUCUCUGAAAAGGUUAGACGUAAUUCUCAAAGAAGAAC